This is a messenger RNA of Calliphora vicina (urban bluebottle blowfly), 1518 nucleotides long. RefSeq lists its product as uncharacterized. The transcript has 5 exons. Bases 93 to 1400 code for a protein of 435 amino acids. The record is from RefSeq and is a predicted model, not a curated record. Lineage: Eukaryota; Metazoa; Arthropoda; Insecta; Diptera; Calliphoridae.
GAGUGAAAGAAGUGCCAUAUUUAAACUUAGAACGGAAAUCAAAUUUUAAACUUAUAAAUAAUCCUUGUAAAAUCAAAAAAAAAGAGAAAAAAAUGUCAAACUCUGGAGUUAAUACUGGGUUUGCAAAAUGUUUUAUAUUUUUUAUGGCAGUUGUGAUAUUGCUACAAGGCGGCGUGUAUUUGGGUCUAUCAAUAUGGGGUAUAACUCUAAGACAAUGUUCCAAGGAGACUACAGAUAUAAGCAGCAAACCGUUCCAAUUUGCUAUGGAUUUGAUAUAUUUUAUGAAUGAAGAUUGUGGGAAACCCUCUGUAUCAGUAUCUGAUGUGCCAGGGGUUAUAACCUUGGAUGUGGAUUUCAACAAGGCAGAGCCGGUUGAGAAUCGUACAUUUAUAUUUAUGAUUACAUAUGCUGUUAUAAGUACUCUAUGGGUUGUGACUUCGUUGGCAAUUAUUACAACUCUAUGUGGUCCAGUUACGAAAACUAUAAAUGGACUCUGUUUUUGGCCCUGGUUUCUUGUUAUAAUGGCUGGCUGCGUUUUGGAUGUUGUUGCCACUGGUUAUCAUAUACAUGAUAUUAUUAAUACAACGUCUGUGCAGAAAACAUUUGAAUAUUUAAGUAUAACGGCUGACACAAAAGUUAUAGAAGUCUUGUCUAAUUUUGAUGCCUAUUUUAUAACACCAGCUGUGGUUAUGACAUGUAUUGGCUCUCGAGUUAUUUUAAUUUGGUUAUUAAAUAUCUUUGGAUCGAGCUUCUGUUUGUCGUUAUCAAAUACGCUGUCGAAAAGGAAUUCGUCAAAACAAAGUAGUGUAAAUAGUUUGGCCACUACUAGUACUGCUCCUGUUACCAGUCCUCAGCGACAGCUCCGUGAAGAAAUUUCUCCAGUACAAACUAAAAACCAGCCACAAUCAUCACAGCAACAACAAUCAUUGGGAGUCGACGAACGAUCAAAACCAGCAUUACCAUCUUUACAAAUUCAAAAUAUCCAAAGACAAUCAUCCAUGCCGCCUCAGACAAAUCAAAACUCUAGAUCCUAUAAUGUGCAGUCACCUACUGUACCGGUUGCAAAUAUAUAUCCCACAGCUCCUUCCCCCAACGAAUCACAAUCUAAUAGUGACAUGGCAACUACUUACCGCAAUACUGAAACACAUCCAGAUAGAUUAAAUUACCCUCUACAACGUAAUACAUCGCAAUAUCAUCAGGAAUUAUCACCCAUAUCGCCAUUGAAUAAUCGUUAUUCAACCACCAAUGAAAGCUUCCAAUUUCCAAUGCAAAAUCAAAGAGUAAGCGAAGAGUUAAGAGGACAAUUACCUUGGUCGUAUACUAGUAUGCCACCACCAGUGCCCAAGAAACCCCAACUGCAAGUUUAUCCCGAAAUUCCAACGCCUGAUUAUGGCCAUUAAAAAGCCAAUUGAUGGAGGAUUGUUAAAGAUGGAUAUAACGUGUAUAUAAAAGUACGUUUGUAAAUUAAUGUUGCUUAAUAAAUAACUAAAUAAAUUCUCUUGUAUCGUGAUACAUUGA